UAAUGUGAAAGUCCUUGGCAUUAAAUUGAUCCAUUCAUUGUAACAAUUGAUUGAUUAGAAAUAAAGUUAUAUGCCUUUUUAAGUUACUAUGUCCUUAUGUGACAAGACUUUUGUCAAUGACUGUACUGUCAUUCUCAUGGUAACAGCACAUCUCAUGCAGUCAAGUGGUUCAUCCACUGGACCAUGAAGUCUAAAUUAGACGUACAGUUCAAAUGAAAUCAGCUAAUAGAUUGUGACCCCAGUAGUGUUAUUGCUUGGGUGUUGGGGGUGUGUUUUACAGUUAUUUUUAUGUUGACAGUCAGAACAAGCCCUGGGCAUGCCACAUUAAACUCGUGGAUAUGGUUCAUGUGUUUACAGCAAGCUGGUCACCACUCCCUUCUCUGGACUCCAGGCAAACAUAAAACAAUUCUCAAAUCCGCUUUAUAAAUAUAAAAAAACAUGGCUGAAAACAGAGAAUGGGGGAAGUGAGUCUCGCGAACUGUGUCUGACCCCAGGGUCCAUGACUACAGGAGCUGUGCGGUCUUUAGGUGGAAAACGCUGGCGGGUCCCACGUGAGGAGAGUCUAAAUGAGUUUGGGUGCCCAGAACACCCCAUUCAGGGGAUAAGCUUGUUCAUAAGUUACCGUGUGCUUGUGAAGAGUUUACUGCUCUCUGUGUCUCCCAGCCACAUGUCAGAGACUUUUAGAAGAGACCUGCCCCAGGCAGGUCGCCCACUUCUAAAAAAACAAGAGGAAAUCCCAGGGUGGAUGAGCAACACAAUGGCGCAGGACGGAAUAGGCAUGACAGUGAUUUUUACGGUGUUACGUCAGGGAACUACAGGGACUGGCAUCAUCGCAACCUCAGAAGUGAGGGGAUGUACAGGGGGUUUGAUCCAUAGCCCAUGGUCCGGUCGGGCCCUGAGGAGGGAACGUCCUGCAGGGGGCGUAUCCACUCUCCACACCGCUCCAUUGGUGGUCACAGCUCUGGCUCCCAGUAUGCACUCUGCACUCUGGGAGUGGGCCUCGUCGCCUUGGGUGUGGUCAUGAUCGUGUGGACUGUGGUGCCCAUAGAGCCUGUCUACAAUGUAUCAAACAACAAGCCUUUGGACAGCAACCAGGACUCACGAGGGAAGACCUCAUCGGUAGCCUUCGUGUUGUUGGCCGUGGGUCUAGCCAUGCUGUUUCUCGCCGUCUGUCUAGCUCUGAGGAACAAGCGGCGCCAGAGGCUCCGGGAUCCUCAUGAGACAAACUCCCGCUUCCCGAGGCCAACUGAGGGAGCAGCAGAUGCGAUGGAGGAGGCCCCGAGCUACGAUGUGCCCAGUUACGAGGAGGCUGUGGGCAGUGGGCAGUACCCAGUACGGCAGAGCAACCUUCGAAUGAGCUCCUCCCAGCUGCCGUCCUAUGAGGACCUAGUGGAGGCCGUCCAGAAUGAGGCCAUGCUCCAGGAGGCUCCUGGCCCCGCCCCCAUCCCAGGCCCCGCCCCCGUCCCAGGCCCUGCCCCCGUCCCUGCCGCAGCUCGCCGCAGUGGUCGUUCCAGCCGGCUCCUGCGCCCCCUACUGGCUCGGCGGGUCAAGUCUGAGAAACUAAGCCGAGAAAUGCACCUCAACAUCCAGAGCUUACCGCCGGGGGGGCAGGGGACCAUCGAGCCUCUGACCCCCCCUCCACAGUAUGAGGAGAAGAUGCCCGAGCUUUGAGAGGCCUCGAUCAGCCCUCCUCCCCCGUAUAAGCAGACACCAUCCUGGAGGGUGUCUCUGUCACAAUGUGAGAUUGAAUGUGUUCCCCAAGACCCCCAGAGUGAGUAGCCAGCCCUGACAUGCAUGAUGCUCUGACGAUUUCUGGCACACCAGUAGUUGGGGCAGAUCCCAGCAAAAUCAUUUCAGAUGAUAGAAAGAACUGAACAAGACCGGACUGAGCUUCCCAAACAGAGCGUCCUGGCUCAGCCUUUUUGUCACAUUUCUUCAUGAUGUAAGAUGCUGUGAAGCGGCUUCUUGUCGCCCCUCGUGUUUAACGUUACAGGUGCCCGUGAACCCCAGGAGAGGCUCAUCUGGCAGACCGAAGACUCUAGGGUGCCGUUUGAGCCGGCGUGCAGCCGACUGCACUUCCUGUGCUGUCCGUCUCGUGUUCUCAGGAUAACUGAUUGUCGUUAUGACUCGUCCGUUUUCCCUGACAUCGUGGGGGCUGGCGAGCGGCCACAGAGGGUUAGGGUUGUGGGUUUGGGGGUUAACAGAACAAGCUUCGUCGGCAGGGACCUGGUUUCUCACAGAUGCAGGGAUGCUGUGAAAGGGACCACGGCGUAUGCCGUGUCUGCGUGGCCGUGAUCCGAACACCGGCUUCGGACCAGGGUCAGGCAGCCCGGUGUCCUCAAAGUGAGAACCACGCUCCACUGUCAGUAUAAAAUAAAAAUUGUGGGUGCUUCUACUGAUGCUGAUAUCUCACUUUGGCAAAUGUUAUGUUCUAUCUGGCUAAUAUUAUGUUGUCUUAACGUUCAGAACCACAGCAGGUUGUUCAGCAUGAGGCGUAGAUUUUAAGUGUGAUGGAGUGUAAUUGUGCAUAUGCUCUGGUUAAGGUACUUAGACAGUGUGUUGUGAUAUAUCUCUACAGUGAAUCGCCUUGGAUGACUAAUCCUGGAACUUGUCUGAUAUUUUUUUCGAAGGGCUGGGGUGUACAGCAUAUUUGAUUAAUGAUGCAAAUCGCUAGGCAACUGAUGUAUUUAUUUUCUAGAAACUGUUUAUUAAAAAAGAUUUCUCUGGAAUAAAAGGAGAAUAGUC
Molecule: messenger RNA, 2745 nt
Organism: Paramormyrops kingsleyae
Lineage: Eukaryota; Metazoa; Chordata; Actinopteri; Osteoglossiformes; Mormyridae
Source: RefSeq, a predicted model, not a curated record